CAAUACUCUGUACCAGUGUCAAGUGAAACACUCCCAUUUAGCGAGGCUUUUAUAAGUGGUAGUUCAUAUCCCUGGUGCAUUGGAGAGAUGCGUAAUGCAUAUUUAAUGACACAUAAUAAAUAUUUUGUUAAAUUAGCAAGGCCUGGAUUACUCCCAUGUUACAGAACUAGAUUAAUUUUUCAUGCCAGUAUCCCAUUGAGGGCAAAAUGUGUCUUGGUUUAUUGAUGAACAUGCAUAUACAUAUCAAUAAAUUUCAAUCAAUCAAAUAUAUUUAUAAAGACAUUUUUACAUCAGCUGAUGUCAAAAAGUGCUAUACAGAUGUAGAAACAUGGUGGCUCGGAAAAAAACUCCCUCGAAAGGCAGGAACCUAGGAAGAAACCUAGAGAAGAACCAGGCUCUGAGGGGUGGCCAGUCUCUUCUGACUGUGCCGGGUGGAGACUAUAACAGUACAUGAACAAGAUGUUCAAACGUUCAUAGAUGACUAGCAGGGUCAAAUAAUAAUAAUCACAGUAGUUGUAGAGGGUGCAACAGGUCAGCACCUCAGGAGUAAAUGUCAGUUAGCUUUCAUAGUUGGCUUUUCGAGACAGCAGGUGCGAUAAAGAGAGAGUCAAAAACAGCAGGUCCGGGAUAAGGUAGCACAUCCGUUGAACAGGUCAGGGUUCCGUAGCCACAGGCUGAACAGUUUAAACUGGAGCAGCAAUACGACCAGGUGGACUGGGGACAGCAAGGACAGUUGAUUCCUUUAGCGCAUAUCAUUGAAAGCUAGCGCACCCAUACUGUAGUUCGGUUUAAUGAGGUAGUAGCUAGGUUUACCAUCUGGAGUAGGCCUAGUGCAGUCGUUAUACUAACCCUAGAGAGCUACAGAGUGUGCAGUGGCUUCUGGUGUUUCUGUGGUGGGCUGAAGCAAGAUAGCACACUUGUCUCUAGUCUACGAGACCAGGGUUGGUCUACAGAUGCCUUUAAUGCAACAGUGAGAAUUUUAUUUAUUUAUUUGGUGUUAUGGACAAUCUUAUUGGGUCCAUAUUACUCAUAUAGGCCUAUAUCUACCCAAAUGCACACAGGCGAGCGAGAGAGAAAGAGAGAAAACAGGGCUGUGCAUUCUGUUGCAUUCUCCAUCAUCUUUUUGCAUGAUAGGGGAGUUUACUCAUAUCACAAGUGCAUGCCACAGUUAAUAUCUCUGUGUGCAGGACAGGUCCACUCCCUUGCACUGUGCUCUCACUGCCAGCUGCCAGUACUAGACACUACUCAUUAUGAAAAAAACGCUCAAAGUCACAACUGACCAAUCCAACCACGAAGCUCCCAGUCCCUAGGAACUUCUCCUGUCUCGGACCUCUCCCCUGCGGAUAUAGGACCACGGUCCUGCCAACAGACAGUCGCAACAGAACGGAGGAUAUGAACUAGCUAGCCUACUCUUAAUAAACAAUGAGCUGAAGCUGGACAGUCAACACGGAAGAGACCUCGUUCACUCACUCAUCUGCGACCGACGCUGGAAUGACGGAACGUUGUCUAUAUUUUUCACCGCUGUAGGCUAAUGCCUUGCGCUUUGAGAUCGGCAACCUGGACUUGAUAAAACAGCGUCUCCCAACGCCGUCCACUGAGGAGCAUUUUGGUGAAUCAUACUCUUCAAUUAUUUGGUUUAUUUUUUUACUCUUACUGUGUCUGACUUCGAGGAGGGAAUCAAUCGUUGGUCUGUUUUUGCAACCCGCCUUUUGAAUGACGCAAAUCGACAGCAAAUCUCGCGCUGGCUUUCCGCACGUUCGGGGGACAAGUCGUUAAAUAGCUAUUACUUUUAUUGACAGGUGAAUUGCAUUGGAGAUGCCACAUGUGCAUGGUAUGAAUUUUAUAUGAAACACAUUCCCAUAGAUCGCAUAAGUGCACCAAUAUUGACGAUUGCAUGUGUUUUUAUUAGCUUGGAGAGAUAGUUGAAUAUGUAAGCUAUUGUGAGGUGUAGUAAUUUACCUGCCUUCUGAUUUCAAUUUCACUCAGCAUUCUUUAUAGCCAUUAAGCGAGACUGUGAGCAGAAUGGAACUCAAAGUAGAAUCCGAAGAAAUGGACUGCAACCAGCCACCCCCAGUUGAGGCUUUUGCGCAAAACUCAACGCUGCACGGAAUUUCGCACAUUUUCACCUAUGAGAGGGUCUGCAUCAAGCGCUGUCUAUGGGUCGUGUUCUUCCUGGGCUCAUUGACUUUCUUACUGUUUGUGUGCGUGGACCGAAUACACUUCUACCUGGAGUAUCCACACGUCACCAAACUGGACGAGAUCUCGACCCCGGUGAUGGUGUUCCCCGCUGUCACGUUCUGCAACCUCAACUCGUUCCGCUUCAGUCGCGUGACGCGCAAUGACCUGUACCACGCAGGGGAGCUGCUAGCGCUGCUCAACCAGAGGUAUGAGAUCAGGGACACCCAUUUGGUGGAGGAAAGUGUUCUGGAGACCCUGAAGGUCAAAGCUGACUUCCACAACUUCAAGCCCCGUCCCUUCAACAUGCGUGAGUUCUACGACCGCACAGGACAUGACAUCAAGGAAAUACUGCUGGCGUGUCACUUCCGGGGGGCCGAGUGCAGAGCCGAGGACUUCCAAGUGGUGUUCACUCGCUAUGGGAAGUGUUACACGUUCAACGCAGGAGGCGAGGGCCGCACCCCUCUCAUAACUACCAAGGGAGGGAUGGGGAAUGGUCUGGAGCUCAUGCUGGACAUUCAGCAAGAUGAGUACCUCCCUGUGUGGGGAGAGACAGAUGAGACCUCAUUUGAAGCCGGGAUCAAAGUUCAGAUCCACAAUCAGGAGGAGCCACCCUUCAUCGACCAGCUGGGCUUCGGAGUGGCACCUGGGUUCCAGACCUUUGUCUCCUGCCAGGAACAACGGCUGAUAUAUUUGCCCCCACCCUGGGGGGACUGUAAGGUGACAUGGAUGGACUCAGAAUUCUUUGAAACGUACAGCAUCACGGCCUGCCGUAUCGACUGUGAGACGCGCUACCUGGUGGAGAACUGUAACUGCCGCAUGGUGCACAUGCCUGGAGAUGCCCCAUACUGCACCCCUGAGCUGUACAAAGAGUGUGCUGAUCCAGCUCUUGACUUCCUGGUGGAGAAAGACAAUGAUUUUUGUGUGUGUGAGACGCCGUGCAACAUGACCAGAUACAGCAAGGAGCUGUCCUUCGUCAAGAUCCCCAGCAAGGCCUCUGCCAAGUAUCUGGCCAAGAAAUACAACAAGUCAGAGCAGUACAUAACUGAUAAUAUCCUGGUUCUGGACAUCUUCUUUGAGGCUCUAAACUAUGAGACGAUCGAACAGAAGAAAGCCUAUGAAGUAGCAGGUCUUUUAGGUGAUAUUGGUGGUCAGAUGGGUCUUUUCAUUGGAGCCAGUCUCCUUACUAUUCUGGAGCUGUUUGACUACAUCUAUGAGGUGAUAAAGUACAAGCUCUGUCGAUGCUCAGAGAAGAAACACAAGCACAGCAACAACAACGACCAUGGAGCUGUUCUGAGCCUGGAAGAUGUGAAAUGUCACUCUCUCCAUGACAAUACUCAUGCACCACCUCCAUACUCUGCCAAUAUUCUACCUCAUCACGCAGGGAGGAGCAACCCAGAGGACGUCACCUGCUGAGCCAAUCAGAACACAAGGAAGUAAGAAAAUGGAGCAUUUCAAUUUGAUUCAAAAGUGGACAGAUGUCAGAGUAUAAAGCUUGAUAAUGGGCAAUAUGUAACAAUUCAAUAGCACUGAAGUCACACGGGUGCAAGAGUAGUGCAAGCCACGUAUAGCCUGCUGGAUCAUAAUGACUGCAAUGUCAUGAAAGUGGCAAUGUUAAUCCACGUACAAAUUAAAAUAGUUAUUCUAUUGUCUUCUAAGAAUGUAAUUUUACUUGGGCUACAUUUAGAUAUAGCAAGCAGGACUAAGAGAUUUUGGCUUUGGGUGUGGGAUGGUGGGAAAUGUCCUCGCAGUAUAUUGGCAUGUUUGUCUGUGCUACAAUUUUGGUCUGUUUGUUUGUAUGGUUGUGUUUAUGUGCAUGCCCUUUUUUAGUGUGUGUGUGUGUUUUGAGUGUAUGUGUGUGUGUGUAAUACUUCAAGAGUACACUUUCUCAAGUUAAUGAAUUGCAGUCCCGAAAUUGGCCCCUUUUGUAAUUUACUGCUUCUGUCCAAUUGGCCAAUUUGACAUAAUUCAAUGAAGUUGAUUUUUCAUCUUGUAUUAUAGAGUGAAAAAAAAGUAAUUAUUCAAUUGAAAAGAUUGUUCACCAUUUUCUAAGUAAUAAAACAGAGACGUCAACAUUUGUAUUUUCUUACGUAAGAAGUGUGAAAGUUUUACAGCCAAAUGAGUAGAUGAGAUAGAACUAGAUGACGAGAGAUGUCGAUCCACUUUUUUGACAAUGGAAAUAUGGCCUGACUCUCAAAAGUUAAACAAUUGGACCACUGUUACUACAAUAUAUUUGGGUAGGAACCAUUGGAGGUAGUUAGGAGCACUUACUGAAACGAUCUCUUAUCACUCAUGCCUCAUUUAGCCAUGCUAGAUGUAUUUAUCAUAGGAAAGGGGGAGUUGUGUGACAGUGUGUAACUGUGUAGUGUUAUUCUCAAGCACAACAGUACCAUGAACAUGUAAAUAAGAUACUGCAAGGAAGGACUAUGGAUAAUGUUCUGAUGGUGGUUGCAUAGUCUUGCCUAAUGUUCUUGAUGUAAUUAAUGUAGCCAUGUGUAUGUGAUUUUACUUUUGUUUUUCUAUAAAUACUAUGCCUACCAGUUUACAUGUUUUCAGAUGUUUUAUUUAUCUAAAAAGCAACAAUAAAGUAAAUGAAA
Messenger RNA from Oncorhynchus keta (chum salmon), 4772 nucleotides. Its product is annotated as acid-sensing ion channel 1-like. Bases 2023 to 3591 code for a protein of 522 amino acids. The record is from RefSeq and is a predicted model, not a curated record. Gene Ontology annotation, cellular component: membrane. Gene Ontology annotation, biological process: sodium ion transmembrane transport. The transcript is spliced from 11 exons. Lineage: Eukaryota; Metazoa; Chordata; Actinopteri; Salmoniformes; Salmonidae.